AUGCUUACGAAUCUCAAUUCGCAUGCAACAGCAGCUGAAAUGAAUGCGAAGAGUUCUAAACAUACAUCUGGAAAAAAAGUACAAGGUUCCAAUCUAAGAAAGAGCAAAAUAUACUCUGCCCUUAAAAUUUCUCACUUGCCGAAGCAUUUUGAAGAAGAGCAGUUGCGGAAGUAUUUCUCGCAAUUUGGUCCUGUUUACGGCAUUUAUUUGCCCAGAUCGAAAAAGACACUUAAUGCAAGAGAUAAGGCAUUUAUCUUGGUGGAUAAGGAGAUAGCACCCAUAAUCGCCUCAACUGUACACAACGUCCUCAACUUCAACAGGAUUAUGAAAUGUGUUGUUCUAGAGAGCUACUACCCGAGUUGGUUUAAUAGAACUCCGCAAAGGUUAUCCUCUGUCGACAAGGAGAAACUCCGCCGUGCUAGAAGCGCAGUAAAGCCGGCGAAAAAUGCCUCCAAGAGACGAAUGAAGAGUCUCCGCAACCGCGUCGCCGCCCUCAAGAAACUCGCUCCAGGAUUUCAGUUAAACAUGGCUAGUGACAGCCGGCCCACUCCUUCGACUUCAUCCUAG
Molecule: messenger RNA, 567 nt
Organism: Echinococcus granulosus
Lineage: Eukaryota; Metazoa; Platyhelminthes; Cestoda; Cyclophyllidea; Taeniidae
Product: RNA-binding protein
Exons: 4
Coding region: 1-567 (188 amino acids)
Biological process (GO): maturation of LSU-rRNA from tricistronic rRNA transcript (SSU-rRNA, 5.8S rRNA, LSU-rRNA)
Cellular component (GO): nucleolus
Molecular function (GO): RNA binding
Source: RefSeq, a predicted model, not a curated record